AUGUCCAUGGACCACCUAGCGAGAACUACAAGCACUGGAGCGAGCCGAAGGAAAGCUACCGUCAUCGCCCCUUCCUCACUGAAGCUGAGAAAACCUUAUAUUGUUGCAGAGGUGAAAGGGAAGCAGAAGAGGGUGCUGCUCGACCAGGCCGCGCACGACAAGCUGCUCGCGGAGGUGCCCAAGCACAAGCACAAGCACAAGAGGGUGCAGAUCCGAGAUGACAAAUAUGACAAGGAGCAAGAAAAUGGCUUGAUUGCUGGUUCUUCAUCAAGGGGUAAAAGAACAAAGGCCUCACCCUGCCAACAAGAUUGUGUUCCAGGUGCAUCAACUUAUGCAAAUGGUCAUGCAAAGGCAGAGGCCUCACCCUGCCAACAAGGUGGUACCAGUCAAACAGAGGAGUGUUCAGAGCCAAAUCUUCCAGAGGACAUCUGGCAUCAUAUACAUUCCUUAAUGCCAUUGAAAGAUGCUGCCAGAGCCGCCUGCCUGUCUCGGUCCUUUCUGUCUUCCUGGAGAUGCCAUUCGAUCCUCAUUUUGAACAGGGAAGCAUUUGGGUUGGACGUAUGUGCGGAUCACAAGGAAACAACUAGAACUUUUAGAAGCAAAAUUGACCACAUUCUGGGAAACCACUCGGGUACUGGCGUGAGAAUACUGAAACUUCGGUUAGUUUCAAAUGACAAAGCGAAGAACCGUGAUUAUAUCGACAAAUGGCUUCAUAAGGCUGUUAAACCAGGAAUUGAAGAACUCACCCUUACUAUGCCUAUGAGCAACAAACGCAAAUACGAGUUCCCGUGCACACUUAUAUCAAAUGGGCUGGGAAACUCACUCCAGUGUCUUUACCUUUCCGAUUGUUCCUUUCAUCCUAUGGCUGGGCACUGUGGCUUGAGUAGCCUGACAAAACUAGAGCUGUUAAUGGUGGGUAUCACGGGGGACGAGCUAAGCUGUCUUGUUUCCAGUUCUGCAGCUUUGGAGCAGGUUUUACUCAGGGAUUGCAGUAAGGUACUGCUUGAGGAUACCUUGCCAUCUUGAGCGGUUAAGCCACUUGAAGGUGUUACGUUGCAGCGAGCUGCGAUUGAUAGAGAGCAGAGCUCCAAAUCUCUCGAGCUUUCAGUUUAAAGGUGACCUCAAGGUUCGAGUCUCACUUGGAGAAGCAUUGCAAGUGAA
Molecule: messenger RNA, 1161 nt
Organism: Triticum aestivum (bread wheat)
Lineage: Eukaryota; Viridiplantae; Streptophyta; Magnoliopsida; Poales; Poaceae
Exons: 4
Coding region: 1-1026 (341 amino acids)
Molecular function (GO): protein binding
Source: RefSeq, a predicted model, not a curated record